AUGAAUAAAUGUAUGUUUUUUUUAAAAUUCAAAAUUUUCGUUUUAUAUGCAUUUAUUAAUUGCACUGGUGGAUACUGGAAAAGAACUCUUACUAGAUCGGGGAAGUGGGCUACAGUAUCUUAUGAAUUUAUACCUUAUUACAAAUUUGAUUAUACUCAUUUUCCGGGUGGCAAAGUUAGAAAAGAAGUUAAGGAACUUGGAGAUGUAGAGUUUGAUGCAUCACUUCACGUUUUAUCUAGGUUAUUACAUUAUCGUCACCGUAAGAAAGAAAUAUUUGACAUACUUGAGGAAGGUUCUAUAAUUUCAUCGGUUCUCUCAGAAUAUCAAGAGAAGAAAAAAUAUAAUUUUAAAGAUAUCACAUCAAGGGAACACUGUGUUAACAGAAUAAAAACCCGUCUUAUAUAUAUUGUAAUUGAAGGUAUUUUAACAAGAGAAUACUUAGAAUUAGCUAAAAAGUAUUUUUGGAUUGAACAAAGAGUAGAUGAAGAAAUGUCUGUUAAAGUAUUUAAUCAAAAAACUGAGAAGGCGAGAACGAAAAUGUGUAAAAAUGAAGUUGAAAUAAAGAAACUUAUAAGUAAAUUAGAAAGAGGUAAAAGCGUAAAACUAUCAGAAGGAAUGAUAGCUAAUACUGUAAGUACAGUUGAGGACUUUCUUCUUGAUGUAUUAAGAACUUCCAAAGAAGAAGUGGCAUCCAAUGAUUCUACCAAAAAAAAUUAA
This is a messenger RNA of Plasmodium malariae, 717 nucleotides long. Its product is annotated as gamete antigen 27/25, putative. The transcript has a single exon. Bases 1 to 717 code for a protein of 238 amino acids. The record is from RefSeq and is a predicted model, not a curated record. Lineage: Eukaryota; Apicomplexa; Aconoidasida; Haemosporida; Plasmodiidae.